Molecule: messenger RNA, 1629 nt
Organism: Neurospora tetrasperma FGSC 2508
Lineage: Eukaryota; Fungi; Ascomycota; Sordariomycetes; Sordariales; Sordariaceae
Exons: 3
Coding region: 1-1629 (542 amino acids)
Source: RefSeq, a predicted model, not a curated record
AUGGGCCGCACCGCCCUCGUUCGUCUCGCACAAAAGUCAGGCCCGACAGUCAACGUCACGUAUAGCGAAUAUGUCGGAGAAGAACUUGGCAACGGCGUCAGUCAAUGGCUUGGACUCCGGUACGCGGCACCGCCUGUUGGUGCCCUGAGAUUCGCGCCUCCGCAAGAUCCGCUAUCUAACUCUGAGCCUCAAGCGGCAAAUAAGCAUGGAAACUGGUGUGUCCGAAGGCCGGGUAAUUCUCUGACAUCGGAGGAUUGCCUGUUUUUGGACGUCUAUGCACCGACAAAAGCAACCACAAAGUCCAAGCUCCCAGUCUUUGUCUUCAUCCAGGGCGGAGGUUUUAACGACAAUGCUAACCCAAACCUCAACGGAACUGGGCUCGUAAAGGCGAGUUCAAACAGCAUCAUCGUCGUUACACUCAACUACCGUGUAGGACCAUACGGGUUUCUCACCAACGGAGAGCAAGUUGUUGCCAACAACGGGCUUCGAGACCAGCGCAAGGCUCUGGAAUGGGUGCAAAAGUACAUCAGCCAAUUUGGAGGUAACCCUGACCAUGUCGUCCUUGGAGGAGCCUCAGCUGGUGCGGCCAGCGUCGCUUACCACAUGAUGGCCGACAAGGACGGCAACAGAAAGCUGUUCCACGCAGCAGCUGCCGAAUCAGUCUCCUUCGGCACCGUCCUCACCGUCCAACAAGCCCAAUACCAGUAUGACAACCUGAUGAUCCGCCUCGGCUGUGCCAGAAGCGACGCCACUGCCAGUCUGGCCUGUCUGCGGUCCAAGACUCAAAAAGAAAUUGCCGACAGGGACGGGGACAUUCCGUACCCUGGCUCGUCCAACGGACCCAUCUACAUGUGGUCCCCCGUCAUCGAUGGCGACUUCGUGACAGACUACCCGUACUCCGCCUUCCGCAACGGCAACUUCAUCAAGAACAUCCCCGUUAUCUUCGGCGACGACACCAACGGCGGCAGCAGCUUCGCCCCCGACCGCAUCAGCUCCCUCGGCGACAGCAACCAGUUCAUCAAGGACCAGUUCCCUGCCAUCACCCUGAGCCAGCUCGAUACCCUGAACAUGCUCUACCCUAACCCGAACGCUUCGAUCUGUCCUAGAAUGGGCUGCUGGCGUGGACAGGCGGGAAGCGUCUACGGCGAGAUGAGAUACAUGUGUCCUGGGCUGUACCUGAACGAUGCGUUUGACAACUACAACGAUCAAUACUCCAAGGGCACAAGCUCAUGGGCGUAUCGGUGGAACGUGGAGGACCGGGAUCAGGUGGCCAGCGGGCUGGGAGUGCCGCAUGUUGUCGAGCUCAAUGCCCUUUUUGGACCGACAAACAUGUGGUAUACUGGCCAGGUGCCCCAGAGUUAUUUUCUUGGUGGAACAAACGCGGCGGCGGUGCAGGUAAUGCAGGGCUAUUGGGUCAGUUUCAUCAGGACAUUUGAUCCGAAUACGUUGAGGUGUUGUGGGGGCGUGGAGUGGAAGGCCUGGAAGAGCGGUGAUGAAGCGAGUGCACAGCAUCAGAGGUUGUUGUUUGGGACGGGCGGGAAGACGACGAUGGAGGUGAUUCCAUUUGAUGAGGGGCUGGGGCUGAGGUGUAAGUAUUUGCAGGCUAUCGGGAGGAGCCUGCUGCAGUGA